Messenger RNA from Thalassophryne amazonica, 2201 nucleotides. It is a transcript of the gene oclnb, whose product is annotated as occludin b. NCBI's taxonomy places the organism in Eukaryota, Metazoa, Chordata, Actinopteri, Batrachoidiformes, Batrachoididae. The coding region runs from base 106 to 1545 and encodes 479 amino acids. The transcript is spliced from 9 exons. Gene Ontology annotation, cellular component: bicellular tight junction; cytoplasmic vesicle; apical plasma membrane. Gene Ontology annotation, biological process: bicellular tight junction assembly. The record is from RefSeq and is a predicted model, not a curated record.
CCGGGCUGGCGGAGGCGCGCCCGGGUGAUGUUUUUCUGGUCACCUCAUUAGUCGGUACGAGCUUCACCAGGAUCACACGGAUAAUUCAUCAAGUUGGAUUUCAACAUGCCGCUCCAUAAUGACAGAUAUCCUAAAUACCAUCCAGAUAGCAGCAAACCCAGUCGACAUAAACACAGUGAGCACAUAUCCAACCCGACGUUUUCCUACUACCCAGGAGACCAGAUGCUUCACUUCUAUCGCUGGACCUCACCACCAGGUGUCAUGAAGAUACUGUGCAUCAUCAUCAUUAUCAUGUGCGUGGCUGUGUUUGCCUGUGUGGCAUCCACACUCGCCUGGGACUAUGAUAUGAGCCUCAUGGGUCUUGGCGGUGGUGGUUUGCUACCAGGUGUUGGUGGCUAUGGAGGAACAUAUGGCGGCGCAAUCGGGGGCGCAUAUGGCAGCUCUUUGAGUGGCGGUGGCAUUUAUGGAGGAGGCCUUGGUGGUUCCUAUGGUGGUUACGGUUAUGGUGACGGACAGUACAUGGAUCCUCGUGUGGGCAAAGGAUUCAUCAUCGCCAUUGCUGCCAUUACCUUCUUAACUGUCCUCAUCAUUUUUGUGUUGGUUGUGUCAAGACAAAAUGCUGCCCGCUCGCCGAAAUUCUACCUAGCAGCUACCAUCAUUUGUGCAAUUUUGGCAUUUCUGAUGCUCAUUGCCACGAUUGUGUACCUGGUAUCAGUGAACCCAACAGCCCAAACUUCAGGAUCUAUGCUUUACAACCAAGUCCUCCAGCUGUGUGCCCAGUACCAGAAUCAGAACCAAGCCCAGGGUAUCUUCCUCAACCAGUAUCUCUACCAUUACUGUGUGGUUGAACCACAAGAGGCCAUAGCCAUCGUAUUCGGUUUCCUGGUGUUUGUGGGCCUGAUUAUCCUGCUGGUUUUUGCAGUCAAAACUCGAUCAAACAUCAGACGCUGGGGCCACAACCGCAUUCUGUGGGAGGAAGUGAAGGUCAUCAAUGAAGCACACAACAGCGUUGGGGAAUGGGUGACGAAUGUGUCCGGUGAACCAGAAGUGCUAUUGAAUGACCCUAAUGAUAAAGUCAGGGGAUCCAGGGACUAUCUGGACAAACUAGACAACAAGCUGCCCCUGUACCUGCCAGGGGACUCUGACAUCAGCAACUUUGUGAAGCCCAAACCGAAGGACUAUGACACUGGGGUGGAGUCUGCAGAUGAACUGGAGGAGGAGGACCUCAAUGUUAUGUUUCCUUCUAUUAUGGAUGAGCAGGAGCGUCUAAGCUACAAACGAGAGUUUGACAGGGAUCAUCAGGAGUACAAGAGCCUGCAGACAGAGCUGGAUGGCAUUAAUUUCAGCCUGGUUGACCUGGAGAGAGAGAUGGACCGACAUCAUCAGGGCAGUCUACAGUUCCUGGAUGCCAUGGAUGAACACUCUAAAGUGAUGAAUCUUAAAAAGUCUGCAAACUAUCAGAUUAAGAAGAAGCGGUGCAAAUAUCUCAAGUCCAAACUGUCACACAUCAAGAGGAGGAUCAGUGAAUAUGACCGCCGACCAUGAGCCGUGACCUUUGACCCUAACCUGGUGCAGGAAGGCACGCUGCGUUGUGCUGAUUAGUAAUCUGUCCCACAGCAUACGACUGUGGGUUUAAUGUUCGGUUGUCACUCGGUCUACAUGUGAGAUUCUUUUCCACAAAACAAAGGUGGAAAUGUGAUUUUUUUUUUAUUUUUUUUUUUUAUCAUCUUUCUGCUUUUCAAACCUCUGUUUCCAGAACAACCGAGCUGUAAAAGUGUCUUUUGAUGCGAGUUGUCUUAAUUUUUAAGAGGUUUGACUUUUGUGAAACAGUUAUUGUGCUUCUUUUGUAACUUAAAUGGACUGUUUUGUAUCAUAAAAGCACAAUCAAGUUUAAAAAGUCUCAUCAGCUCAUGUAAAUCAUUUUGACAAUCAAUUUGAAGGUUUUUGUAGUGAUUUUGUUUUGUUUCAGAAUUAUGAAAACAUUUUUGUGCAAUGACGGAACUUCUGUUGACUUUCCGCAGUUUGCAUUUUUAGCUCUUUUUACUCGAGAAGGCACAGCAGAUCAGUCAGUUACUUCCACACAAAAUUAAGUCAGUAAAUUUUUAACUCCCUUAAAGGGAUUUUAUUACCUAGGCUCUAUUGUUAGACACUUUGGGGGUCAAUUUCAAUUUACUUAAUUUUAUAUAUAGUGCAGCAGCUAA